Messenger RNA from Fusarium keratoplasticum, 594 nucleotides. RefSeq lists its product as uncharacterized. Lineage: Eukaryota; Fungi; Ascomycota; Sordariomycetes; Hypocreales; Nectriaceae. The record is from RefSeq and is a predicted model, not a curated record. The transcript is spliced from 3 exons. Bases 1 to 594 code for a protein of 197 amino acids.
AUGGCACGAUUUUUCAGCUGGCUGAUGCUUUUCAGCCUCUUGGGUGUCGGUCUUGCUUCGCCCCAAAAGUUCAACCAGGAGGAGCAGAAUCGGAACGCAGACUGUGAUAACGGCUGCUUCUUUGGUAGCUUCCCGGGCGGUUCGUGUACGAACGACGCAGCAUGCAUGUGCACGCAGCAAAAGUAUCGCGAGAGAUACUUUUGUUGCAUGGCUGAGAAGUGUGCACCUUCAGUGUUGCCUGACUCUAUCCAAAGGCAAACGCUGGAGUGCGAAGCCAGAAACAUGGAGUUCACCUUUGACGUGGAAAAAGUCUGCGGCAUUAAGCUGAGCACCUCGUCUUCUGCCCCCUCUUCCACUCCAACCUCUACGGUCUCGUCUACAGUCACCAGUAGUUCCGAUGAGUCUUCGACUACAUCUACCUUGGUUUCAACAGCACCAACGCCCGAGACAACUACCGAUGCGUCUUCUGCUAGCACCUCUGAGACUACUUCUGCGGGAAGUGCUGCGCCAACUACUAAUAGCGGCAUGCAAACUAAAGCUAUGAUGAAUGGUAUUGCCAUAAUUGCUGCCUUGUCAGGAAUGAUGUUCUGGUAA